ACACACACACACACACACACACACACACACACACGCACACACACACGCACGGAGCAUCCUCCUGUCAGGUCUUCUGGUCCAGCCCCGCCCGCCGCAUCUCCUGCUUCCUGCAAACCUUCUCCUCUGUCGGAACUCCCCCCACCCCACACACACAUUCCCUCCGGCUCCAGGAGCCCCUUCGCCGACCCCUACCCCUACUCCCGGGAUGGAGAGGAUGCAGCCAGCCCGGAGCCCCCCGCGGCCAGGGUGACAGUCCCCCGCCUCGCUCCCGCCUGGCCCCCGCCCCAAGCACCAUGGGCCUAAGGGGUUCCCGAUGCGCCGGACGCUGAAGAUGAAAGAUGCUGGAGCUUUCUUGAGUCAUGGCUUCUUCAAAGCUCCGAGAACCUGUGGAUGAGGUUUUUGACUUGGACUUGGCCGUGCCAGAGACCGUCAGACUGGAUAGCAGUUUACACAAAGCCCGGGCCCAACUGCUGGCCAAGGGCCGGAGACACCGGCCCUCCCGCUCCAGACUUCGGGACAGUGCCAGCUCCACAGAGGACGGUGAAGGCUCCGAUGGGCCCGGAGGCAAGGAAGGCAAUUAUCCCCAUCUUCCAGAUGAGGAAACUGAGGCUGAGAGGCUCACUAACAAAACCACGGUGACCGACGGCUGCGGGAGCCCCUUGCACAGGUUGCGUUCGCCUCUGCACUCGGGCCCCGGGUCCCCGGCCGGGGGCACCUUCUGCCUGGAGCCCCCAGGGUUGCGGCGCAGCCUGGACGAGGACGAGCCGCCGCCCUCGCCGCUCGCACGCUACCGGCCCCUGCACAACGCCGCCUCGCACGAGGGCCUGGCCGCCGCCUCGGGCUCGCCGCCCCGCUCAGCGCCCUCGUCCGACAGCUCGCCCAGCUUCGUGCGCCGCCACCCCCGAGCCGAGCCGCACAGCGAAGAUGACAGUCGGGAUGCCAGCCCACCUGAGCCCGCCAGCCCUACCAUCGGCCUGGAUAAGAAGACGCGCCGCAAGUUCCUGGACCUGGGGGUCACCUUACGCCGAGCAUCCACGAGCAAGAGCCGGAAGGAGAAGGGCAGCAAUCGCCUGUCCAUGGGCAGCAGGGAGUCGGUGGAGGGCUCCAGCAGGUCGGGGGGCUCGCCGUUCCUGCCCUUUUCCUGGUUCACAGACAGUGGCAAGGCCUCCGCGUCCUCUGGCAGCACCACCUCCCCAGGCUGUUCCCCUAAACAUGAGGGCUUCAGCCCUAAAAAGUCAGCUUCUCAGGAAUCCACCCUGAGUGAUGACUCCACACCCCCGAGCAGCAGCCCCAAGAUCCCGAGUGGUCCCCGGCAGGGGGCCAAGUGUUCCUACCCCUACCACACCCUGUCCCAGUCUUCGGAUGAGUUUCUGGAUGAACCUCUCCCCACUGUCUCCCACUGGACCAGUCAGCAGGUGGGCCAGUGGCUGCACAGCCUCAACCUGGAGCAGUAUGCCGCGGAGUUUGCUGCACGGCGGGUGGAUGGGCCGCAGCUGCUGCAGCUGGAUGGAAGCAAACUGAAGAGCCUGGGGCUCAGCAACUCGCACGACCGGGCGCUGGUGAAGCGGAAGCUGAAGGAGCUGGCGGCGGCCGCUGAGAAGGAGCGCAAGGCCCAGGAGAAGGCUGCGCGGCAGCAGGAGAAGCUCCGGCGCAGGGAGCAGGAGGCCAAGAGGAGCUAGGGAGGCUGGGCAGGCACUGGCACCUGGCCCGGGCGGCUGCUGGGCUCAGCGGGCACAGGCCACCCCGGGAGGCGGGGCCCGGGCACCAGGCUUGGGCUGGCCUGGCCCCAUAUGCUCUCAGGAGGAACACGCCCUGUCACCCUGUCGUCUGUCUGGACCCGGAUCCCCCAGAAAGGGAGACCCCCCCAGGGAGAGGGCCCCAUAGUAAAUCUCACUUCAAGGACCUGUUUGUGGCAGAGCGUUCCUGGGGGAGGUGGCAGAUUAUGGGCAGAGAGGCCAGGGCUGUAAGGGAGUCUGGGUGCCCAGAGGCCCCAGGUCCUUCUUCUCACCCUCUGCCCUCAGCCCUCGGUGGUCCUGGGGCCUUCCAGAGGCCCUGGGCUCAGAGAGGCAGGCUGAGCAUCUCUGCAGGAGCAGGCAGACAGAGCAGUUCCCUUCCAGCUCGCCAAGAGGCCUGCGUGUCGGGCGGGCUCUCUUCUGCUCCGCGGGGAGGCUGGCAGGCGAAGUGACAGGUUGUGCUCAGGGUAGAGCCCCAGUCUGUGGUCCUCAAUGGGAGACAGAGCCGAGAAGGCAGUGUGACGGGAUGACGUCAUCUUUGCAAGGACUUUAGGAGAAGGACGGGAGGAGGCAGGACCGCUUCUCCUUUUGCCCUGCCCUGCCCUGCGGGUCUCAGUGGGCAUGAUGCCCUUGCGGGUCUGCCCCUCCCGAGGCCCAUUCAAAGCCUGGUCUUUGACCCAUGCCCCAAGCUGGGCCCACCUCUGCUGCUCCCUCAGAGGCCACCUGGCCCCCUAGUGAGGACAGAGCAAACUUGGGAGUUGGCAGGGACAGAGGACAGCCCCUACCCAUGCCUAGGGGGUCCCGAACUGGUGAAUCCUCACCCAGCCAGGCAGGGGCAGAAUCUGGAAAGUCCCCUGGAAGCGGCUCAAUUGGAAAAGGCCCAUCACCCCUCUCCCAUCUGUCCUGGUCCCCCGCGGGGCCUCAGCGGGCUCCACGACUGGCAGAUGGUACAGGCUCUGGUUCUCUGGGGGCCAGAAAAAGGGGUGGUGCCAGCUCCCUGGGUGGGAGUGGAGUCUCUCUGUCGGCAGGGGUACUGUCCAGGGAUGGUGCUGGCCAGCAGCUGGCUAGCUUCUGGAACACUGGCUGGAGGUACUGAUGGGGCGGGGGGCUUCUGAUCAGAUCUCCCCUGACCUCCUCCCAUCCGCCUGGAGCAGUGGGCAGGGCCCAGUGCACCCCCACUCCUCUCAUUCCAGCUUAGGGGCUGUGGCCUGUGGGGCCACCCCUGUCCCCCGGUCUCAGUCCUUUCUUCCUCUGCUGUCCUGGGAGAGGGGCUUCAGAGGGGAUUGAGCUAGGGGGGCAGCAGCACCCAUCUUGGGGAAGGUGGAAAGCUCCAGGUCCUUGAAGCCAUCAGGAGCUAUCCGGGUGCCCACCUGCAUGUGAAGGGGGAGGCGGUGCUGUUUAUUUCAAUAAACAUGGAUGACGUGCCA
Phacochoerus africanus (Common warthog) is the source of this 3160-nucleotide messenger RNA. RefSeq names its product sterile alpha motif domain containing 14 (gene SAMD14). Gene Ontology annotation, cellular component: cytoplasm; actin cytoskeleton; dendrite. Gene Ontology annotation, molecular function: actin filament binding. Bases 360 to 1679 code for a protein of 439 amino acids. Gene Ontology annotation, biological process: calcium-mediated signaling; actin filament organization; neuron projection development. The record is from RefSeq and is a predicted model, not a curated record. NCBI's taxonomy places the organism in Eukaryota, Metazoa, Chordata, Mammalia, Artiodactyla, Suidae. The transcript has 11 exons.